AUCAGUAAGUCACAGUCGCUGAGAGGAGGGCAUAACAUGGAUCCAGGCAGCUUUGAAAACAUCAGGCGGGCUGUUAAAGAACAACAUUUCAAGGAUCGUAAGGUAGAGGCACUGAAAUCGAGCCUGUCUUGUGCUUAUGGAUAUCUAUCUGGCGAACAAGUCGCUCUACUUAUUGCCGAAUUUACGUUCGAUGAUGCGAAGUCGGAUGCUCUUGAUGCUUGUGCUCCACGCAUGUACAGCAUUACAUGUUCUCAAGCUGCAUCUAUACUCCGUGCUUUCGACUUCAAAGAUCGCAGAAUGAAAGCUAUGGAAGCGAUCUCGCCCCACAUCACCGACAAUGACUUAUCAGCACUGGAAAGCGCUUUUAAAUUUCCAGAUGAAAAAAGGAGAGCGAAGGAAAUUCUUAUGAAUCGUCGGCAACCGGGAUUUCCACCUCAACCAGGGCCAUGCCCGGGUGCGGGGUUUCCGGGUGCGGGGUUUCCGGCCCCGGGUUUCCCUGGGAUGCCAACACCCCAACCUGGAGCCUACCCACCACCAGUGCCAGGAGGCUCACCUUACCCUGGAUCAGCACCUUUUGGAGGAAUGGGAAAUCCUUAUGCAUAUCCUGGUCCUGGAGUGGGUCCUCCACCGUAUCCAACUGGCACGGCCCCACCUCCUCCACCUGAUGGUGGCCUUGGUGCUGUGGUGCAUGGAGUUCUAGGAGGCCUAUUAGGACCUCGUCAUCCACCCCACGGUAAUCACCCAUACCCGCCUCCACGCUGAACCGUCAGAAUGAGUGGUUAUACUUCACUGUUCUACUUCAUGACUGAUUUAAUUAACUUUGAGUUUUACCUUCAAACUGUUCCAGAUUAAAAAAAUCGCAAGUCAAGCUAACUAGCAUAAGCAGUGUUUGUUGUCCAGCUUUAAAGCUGUUUACAGAGGAACACCAAUAGCAAGAUUGACUGAGAACUGUUCAAACGGAUACCAAAUUUUAAAAUACUUUGCUCGAUUUUUAACUAUUUCGAAUACAACGAAUGACAUCAUUAAGUGCCAUACGGUAGGUGGUUGACGAAGUAGCGGAGCGAACCUCUACUGUUGUGUUUCGAUACAUGAUAAUUGGUUUCACCUCGGGAUUUGUUUCGAACGAAUCAGUCCUUAGGGAGCAAACGUUUUUUAUUUUUAACCUUUUAGGUAGUGGUUUAUCUUGGUAUUAGUACUCCAUUUUAGAAGAACGAAAAUUAUAAUGCAGCAUAAUGGUAUUGAAUUAUUUAAAUUAAUGAAACGAAAUGAGAUCGUUUCAGCUUCCUGCUGAGUCUGCCAGAUCAUUGACGUUAAAGAUACGUCUAUUUUUUUCAGGUGAACCUGUCCACGGUAGAAAGUCAAUGACGUAAUUAAGUGAAAUAUUUCUUUUCCCUUUUUUUUUCUUCUUGUUUUAGGAACGCUUUUAAACGUCCCCGUUAGCUCUGUACCCGUGCACGUACAAAUCACCGAAUGUCGCUCAUGUUAUCAGUACAUUCCUUAAUUGUUGUCCAAAUUUUCAUCUAUGAUAAAAAUCUAGUUUUUUAAAUACGAGAAUAAAAAUGAUAUUGUAGUCAA
Messenger RNA from Pocillopora verrucosa, 1575 nucleotides. RefSeq lists its product as uncharacterized. The record is from RefSeq and is a predicted model, not a curated record. Lineage: Eukaryota; Metazoa; Cnidaria; Anthozoa; Scleractinia; Pocilloporidae.